AAGCUCAAGAGGAUUCAUCUUAUGGUGAUCAAUACACACAGCAAGUUCAAGCAGCAGCUGCCAUAUUAGUACCUGGACAUGACCUUUGAAGUGUGACCUGCAAUGAAUACUAACACUGGAGUCAUGUGAUGAGUUUGAACUAUUGGAAAGAAGACUAGCAAGAGGAAGACUAGAAGUUUAAAGACCACUUCUUAGCUGACCAUUUCUUAAAGGCCAUGGGCUGCUGCUCCUCCAAGAACCACAGUAGAGAAGGUGCUGAAGAAGCAUAUGAAGAACCAAUAAUAACUGAUAAUAGUGAUACUAUAGUCACAGCAAUAGCUGAGUCUCAACUGAACAAUGAUGAAGUGACUACUGGUGAAGUGUCACUUCCCAUUGCUGCUACUACUAAUCCUUUGGUAACCUCUUCCAUAUCUCAAGCUGAACAAUACCAGACUCCUGAGCGAAGAGAAACAGUUACUAGUCGAUCUGCUGUGCCCAUAUUUGGUGAUAAAGAGAAGACAUCAUCACUGAUAACCACAAGCUAUACAUGUAGGACGCCAACUAUGGCUAUAGUUGCCAGAUCACUCCCUUUGGGUCGAUUAGAAUCAGUCAAUGAUGAAGCUACUCCAAUCAAAGUAGAAGAGUCAAUGGGUAAGCCCAGAGGUCCUACAGCUUUACCCAAUGAUAUAGAAAUAAUGGAGCCACCAAUACAUGAAUCUCCUUUAACAGAAUAUACUGAACCUACUGAAGCUACACUAAGCAUACAAGCAAACUCUGAGGAGCAGCUGCCUUCAAGUUCUGAUACACCACCAUUUAGUUAUCAGGCUGGAGCAGUACCAGAGACUUUAAGGAUGGAUGAUGUGAAUGUUAUGCUUAAAGAUGGAGAUCAUGGGUUUUUGGAAGUGUCUCUGAUAAACCAUCAACAACAUUGACCUGCUUUUAUGCAUACAUACAUACAUUGUAUAUUUAGUACUAUAUAGUAGUACCAAAGUUUCGAGCCAGUAAAAUUUGUUUCACGAGAAAGUGUUACAGAAAAAAAAUUUUCUCGGACAUGAAGAAUCCGUAAAACAGUCUCAUUUUUAUUUUAUGUACA
Molecule: messenger RNA, 1072 nt
Organism: Amphimedon queenslandica
Lineage: Eukaryota; Metazoa; Porifera; Demospongiae; Haplosclerida; Niphatidae
Exons: 3
Coding region: 216-911 (231 amino acids)
Source: RefSeq, a predicted model, not a curated record